Penicilliopsis zonata CBS 506.65 is the source of this 1260-nucleotide messenger RNA. RefSeq lists its product as hypothetical. Gene Ontology annotation, molecular function: epoxide hydrolase activity. The record is from RefSeq and is a predicted model, not a curated record. The transcript is spliced from 3 exons. Gene Ontology annotation, biological process: epoxide metabolic process. Lineage: Eukaryota; Fungi; Ascomycota; Eurotiomycetes; Eurotiales; Aspergillaceae. The coding region runs from base 27 to 1049 and encodes 340 amino acids.
AGAAGAGGAUCAACACCUCCUUGCACAUGUACACCCUGCCCAUCACCCAGGCGGGCGAGACCCUGUCCAUCCACUUUGUCUGGCACCAGAGCGACCGCGAGGGCGCCAUUCCCUUGCUCUUCCAGCACGGCUGGCCAGGCAAUUUCCUCGAAGUCCUCCCCCUCAUCGACGAGUUGACCUCCCCCUCCAACCCAACCAGCCAAGCAUACCAUGUCGUCGCCCCCUCGCUCCCCGGCUUCGUCUUCUCCUCGUGUCCGCAGUCCCCCUCCUUCGGCGUCAACGACAUCGCCGCCGUCAACCACCAGCUGAUGCAGGCCCUCGGCUACGAUACCUACCUCGCCCAGGGAGGCGACUGGGGCAGCAUCGUCGUGAGGAUCAUGGGAGCCCGCUACCCGGCCCACUGUCUCGGCGUGCACGUCAACAUGCUCGCUGCCGCGUUGCCCAGUUUCUGGACGAACCCCUUCCACCUCAUCUAUCUGUUGGUCGUCUGGGCGCUGUUCCUUCAGCGCGGCGCCGAUUCCACUCUCCGACGCUUGAAAUGGUGGCGGAGUGAGGAAAGCGGUUACGCAGAGAUCCAAAAGACAAAACCGCUCACCAUCGCCGCCGCGCUCGUCGAUUCCCCGAUCGGCAUGCUGGCGUGGUUGUAUGAUAAACUCCAUCCCCUGGUCGACGACGACUUUGUCUGGUCCCCCGAGGAGCUCAUCACUUGGUCCAUGAUGUAUCUCAUCCCGGGCACCGCCGGCCAUGCCCUGAUUUAUACCAACAUGAGAGACGACCGCGUCAAGGAGUACGCGGCCAAUCUGCACUUGUCGCCCGACGUCGAUUUCGGCGUCUCUUGUUUUCCACGGGAUGUCUAUAAUAUCCCCCGGUGGUGGGCAAGUGCCUCGGUCUCGAAGAAUAUUGUCUUCUGGCGCGAACACGCCAAGGGAGGCCAUUUUGCGGCCCUCGAGAAGCCUCGCGAGUUGAUCCAGGACAUUCGCGACUUUACCUCUGCCGUUCACCCCGUUCGAAGGACAACCCUCCUCUCCAGUGGCAAGUUGAAGAAGUAACCUUUCAUACUCAGUGAUUAUCAUUAUCUAUACAUAGUGAACAUGUAAAUGUAGAUGGCAUUCACCUCGUCAACCUCAUCGCCCCAGACGUAAACGCCUCUAGAAAGUCUUCCCUACUCGGAGGAUGAUCCAGGUCCAUCGAGUCAUCAGCUGCAUCAUCCACCCUCACCUCGAAAUCCAUGCACAGCGCCUUCGUCUCCGCCGACAGCUC